GUCAUGGAUCCUGAACAAAGCGUCAAGGGCACCAAGAAGGCUGAGGGGAGUCCCCGGAAGCGGCCGACCAAAGGAGAGGCUGUUCAGACCAGUGUUUCAGCCGGUGCGCCGUACCCAGGCAGCAGCGCCGCCGCCACCCCCGAAGGCCCCGUGCAAGAGCUCCUAGCCCCGCAGCCCUUCCCAGGCCCCUCGUCGGUUCUUAGGGAAGGCUCUCAGGAGAAAACGGGCCAGCAGCAGAAGCCCCCCAAGAGGUCCUCCAUCGAAGCCUCUGUCCACAUCUCACAGCUUCCGCAGCACCCUCUGACACCAGCAUUCAUGUCGCCUGGCAAACCCGAGCACCUCCUGGAGGGGUCCACGUGGCAGCUGGUCGACCCCAUGCGACCUGGACCCUCAAGUUCCUUCAUGAGUCCCGGGCUCCAUCCUCAGAGCCAGCUCCUCCCUUCCCACGCUUCCAUCAUCCCCCCGGAAGACCUGCCUGGCAUCCCCAAAGUCUUCGUGCCCCGUCCCUCCCAGGUUCCCUUGAAGCCCACAGAAGAGGCACACAAGAAGGAGAGGAAACCCCAGAAACCGGGCAAGUACAUCUGCCAGUACUGCAGCCGGCCCUGCGCCAAGCCCAGCGUGCUCCAGAAACACAUCCGCUCGCACACGGGCGAGAGGCCCUAUCCCUGCGGCCCCUGUGGCUUCUCCUUCAAGACCAAGAGUAACCUCUACAAGCACAGGAAGUCCCAUGCCCACCGCAUCAAAGCCGGCCUGGCCUCGGGAGUGGGCAGCGAGAUGUACCCCCCGGGGCUGGAGGUGGAGAGGAUCCCAGGGGAAGAGUUUGAGGAGCCCACUGAGGGAGAGAGCACCGAUUCAGAGGAGGAAACGGGUACCACGUCCGCUCACCAUGCAGAGCUCUCCCCUAGGCCUAAGCACCCCCUCCUGUCCAGCGGCUUGUACAGCUCUGGGAGCCAGGGUUCUAGCCACGAGCGCUGUUCCUUGUCCCAGUCCAGCUCAGCGCAGUCGCUCGAGGACCCCACUCCAUUCGCGGAACCCUCAUCAGAGCACCCCCUGAGCCAUAAACCUGAAGACACCCACACCAUAAAGCAGAAGCUGGCCCUCCGCUUGAGUGAGAGGAAAAAGGUGAUCGAUGAGCAGGCGUUCCUGAGCCCCGGCAGCAAAGGCAGCACUGAAUCUGGGUAUUUCUCCCGCUCGGAGAGCGCCGAGCAGCAGGUCAGCCCCCCAAACACCAACGCCAGGUCCUACGCAGAGAUCAUCUUCGGCAAGUGCGGGCGGAUUGGGCAGCGGACCACCAUGCUGACGGCCACCUCCACCCAGCCCCUCCUGCCGCUGUCCACCGAAGACAAGCCCAGCCUGGUGCCUUUGUCUGUGCCCCGGACACAGGUCAUCGAGCACAUCACCAAGCUCAUCACCAUCAACGAGGCCGUGGUGGACACCAGCGAGAUAGACAGCGUGAAGCCCAGGAGGAGCUCGCUGUCACGGCGCAGCAGCAUGGAGUCGCCCAAAUCCAGCCUCUACCGGGAGCCCCUGUCGGCCCAUGGCGAGAAAACCAAGCCCGAACAAUCGCUGCUGAGCCUCCAACACCCACCCAGCACCACCCCCCCUGUGCCUCUGCUGAGAAGCCACUCAAUGCCUUCUGCCACCUGCACCCUCAGUACCCCCCACCACACCUUCCGCGGUAGCUACUCCUUCGAUGACCACAUCGCCGAUUCCGAAGCCCUGAGCCGCAGCAGUCAAGUGUUUACCUCCCACCCCCGGAUGCUCAAGCGCCAGCCGGCCAUUGAACUACCUUUGGGAGGGGAGUACAGUUCCGAGGAGGCGGGGCCAAGCAGCAAGGACACAGCCCCCAAACUCGCAGAGGAGCCGGAACCCAAGGAAAGCGAACUCACCAAAAAGACCAAGAAGGGCUUGAAAACAAAAGGGGUGAUCUAUGAAUGUAACAUCUGUGGUGCUCGGUACAAGAAAAGGGACAACUACGAAGCCCACAAGAAAUACUACUGCUCAGAGCUUCAGAUCGCAAAGCCCAGCUCUGCAGGUGCUCACGUGUCUCUGGAAGCCGAGAAGAGUCCGGCCGAGCAUGAGCCCUGGUCCCAGAUGAUGCAUUAUAAACUGGGGACCACCUUGGAGCUCACUCCGCUGAGAAAGAGGAGGAAAGAGAAGAGCCUUGGGGACGAGGAGGAGCCACCUGCCUUUGAGUCGACAAAAAGUCAGUUCGGCAGCUCCAGGCCAUCCGAUGCUGCUCGGAACAUUCCCCCAGAGUCCACCAAGUCACCAGCAGAACCAAGUAAAUCAACGCCCUCCCUGGAGGGACCCUCGGGCUUCCAGCCAAGGACUCCCAAGCCAGGGUCCGGUUCAGAAUCAGGAAAGGAGAGGAGAACAACGUCCAAAGAAAUUUCUGUCAUCCAGCACACCAGCUCCUUUGAGAAGUCAGACUCUCUGGAGCAGCCCACUGGCUUGGAAGGGGAAGACAAGUCUCCGGCCCCGGCCCCGUUCUCAUCGCCCCCACCCGCCCCGCAUGGACGCUCGGCUCACUCCCUGCAGCCCAAGCUGGUCCGCCAGCCCAACAUUCAGGUUCCUGAGAUCCUGGUAACUGAGGAGCCCGACCGGCAGGACACAGAGCCAGAGCCGCCCCCGAAGGAGCCUGAGAAGACAGAGGAGUUCCAGUGGCCCCAGCGCAGCCAGACUCUUGCCCAGCUCCCAGCCGAGAAGCUGCCGCCCAAGAAGAAGAGGCUGCGCCUGGCGGAGAUGGCCCAGUCGUCAGGGGAGUCGAGCUUCGAGUCCUCUGUGCCUCUGUCCCGCAGCCCGAGCCAGGAAAGCAGCGUCUCUCUGAGCGGGUCUAGCCGCUCCGCCUCCUUUGAGAGGGAUGACCAUGGAAAAGCUGAGGCCCCCGGGCCCUCAUCCGACACACGCUCCAAACCCCUGGGCACGCACAUGCUGACCGUCCCCAGCCACCACCCACACACCCGGGAGAUGCGGAGGUCAGCCUCGGAGCAGAGUCCUAACGUUUCCCAUUCUGCCCACAUGACUGAGAGGCGCAGCAAAUCAUUCGACUAUGGCAGCUUGUCCUUGGCGGGCCCUGCUGUGCCGGUGCCAGUGGCUCCAGCAGCCCCAGCAGCCCCAGCAGCUCCAGUGGCCCCUCCAGAGAGAAGAAAAUGCUUUUUGGUGAGACAGGCCUCUCUGAGCAGGUUUCCAGAAACAGAGCCCGAGGCCACCCCCAAGGGAAGACAGGAGAGUGAGGAACCAAAGCCCUCAUCCAGUAAAACUUCGGCCAAAAGCUCACUGCCCCAGAUUUCCUCAGCGGCCACCUCACACACUGGGCACGCGGGAGGCAAGAGCCAGGUGCAGGACAGGCCACCGCUGGGGUCCACCCCGCCCUACACAGAAGCGCUGCAGGUGUUCCACCACCCCAGUGCCCAGCUCCCCCUGCAUGAGAAACCGUGCCUGCCCCCGCCUGUCUCCCUCUUCUCCUUCCAGCACCUCCUGCCGCAUGAGCCUGGGCAGUCUUCAGAAUUCUUCUCCACCCAGGCCAUGUCCAGCCUCCUGUCCUCACCAUACUCCAUGCCCCCAAUUCCUCCCUCUUUAUUUCAAGCCCCGCCACUUCCCCUCCAACCUACUGUUUUGCACCCAGGCCCACUCCACCUCCCCCAGCUCAUGCCUCACCCAGCCAGCAUCCCCUUCCGGCAGCCCCCUUCGUUUCUCCCCAUGCCGUACCCGUCCUCCUCAGCACUUUCUUCUGGGUUUUACCUGCCUCUGCAAUCCCAGUUUGCCCUUCAGCUCCCCGGCGAUGUGGAAAGCCAUCUGCCGCAGAUCAAAACCAGCCCGGCCCCGCUGGCCACGGGAACUGCCGGCCUCUCCCCCAGCACAGAGUACAGCACUGACAUCCCGCUGCCCCCCGUGGCUCCCCCCGCCAGCUCCUCAGCGCCCACGUCAGCCCCUCCGUUGGCCCUGCCCGCCUGUCCAGAUACCAUGGUGUCCCUGGUUGUGCCGGUCCGAAUUCAGACCCACAUGCCGUCCUACGGGAGCGCCAUGUACACCACCCUCUCCCAGAUCCUGGUCACCCAGUCCCAAGGCAGCUCAGCAACUGUAGCUCUUCCCAAGUUUGAGGAGCCCUCAUGCAAAGGGACGACGGUGUGUGGGGCAGAUGUGUACGAGGUCGGGCCCGGACCAGCUGGGAUAAGUGAAGAGCAGAGCAGAGGUUUCCAGACUCCGUACCUGAGAGUGCCUGUGACAGUACCUGAAAGAAAAGGCACUCCCCUGUCAUCAGACAGUGUCUUGAGCCUGGAGGGGAGUUCCUCGACGGUGGGGGGAAGCAAACGUGUCCUUUCGCCGGCUGGCAGCCUUGAACUUACCAUGGAAACCCAGCAGCAAAAACGGGUGAAGGAAGAGGAGGCUUCCCAGGCAGAUGAAAAACUAGAACUGGUAAAACCGUGCAGUGUGGUGCUUUCCAGCACUGAGGAUGGCAAGAGGCCAGAGAAAUCCCCCUUGGGCAGCCAGGGCCAGGGCAGGAGGGAGCUAGAAUUGCUGUCCAGCCUGCCCGCAGAUCCAUCUGACCCAAAGGAAGUUCCUCCCCUUCCUCAUCCCACACGACCCCAUGCGACAGCUCCAGGCUCAGAGGCUUUGAAAGAAUAUGUGCAGCCACCUGACAAACCUCACCGAAGAGGGUUGCCCCCUCUGAGUGUGAAGAAAGAAGAUUCCAAGGAACAACCUGACCUCCCUUCCCUGGCACCUCCCAGCUCGCUUCCUCUGUCCGAAAUGUCCCCCAAACCAGCCAAGUCUCAAGAAGGUACGGACUCAAAGAAGGUACUGCAGUUCCCCAGCCUCCACACAACCACUAAUGUCAGUUGGUGCUAUUUAAACUACAUUAAGCCAAAUCACAUCCAGCACGCAGAUAGGAGGUCCUCUGUUUACGCUGGUUGGUGCAUAAGUUUGUACAACCCCAACCUUCCAGGGGUUUCCACUAAAGCUGCUUUGUCCCUCCUGAGGUCUAAGCAGAAGGUGAGCAAAGAGACAUACACCAUGGCCACAGCUCCGCACCCUGAGACAGGCAGGCUCGUGCCAUCCAGCUCCCGCAAGCCCCGCAUGACAGAGGUUCACCUCCCUUCGCUGGUUUCCCCGGAAGGCCAGAAAGAUAUAGCUAGAGUGGAGAAGGAAGAAGAGAAGCGAGGGAAGCCGGAGGAGGACACUCCUGCCUCCAAGAGAGGGGAGCCGGCGAGGAUCAAAAUCUUCGAAGGAGGGUACAAAUCAAACGAAGAGUAUGUAUAUGUGCGAGGCCGCGGCCGAGGGAAAUAUGUUUGUGAGGAGUGUGGAAUUCGCUGCAAGAAGCCCAGCAUGCUGAAGAAACACAUCCGCACCCACACUGACGUCCGGCCCUAUGUGUGCAAGCACUGUCACUUUGCUUUUAAAACCAAAGGGAAUCUGACUAAGCACAUGAAGUCGAAGGCCCACAGCAAAAAGUGCCAAGAGACGGGGGUGCUGGAGGAGCUGGAAGCCGAAGAAGGAACCAGUGACGACCCAUUCCAGGACUCGGAAGGGCGAGAGGGCUCGGAGGCGGUGGCGGAGCACCAGUUUUCAGACCUGGAGGACUCAGACUCAGACUCAGACCUGGAUGAAGACGAGGAUGAGGAUGAGGAUGAGAGCCAGGACGAGCCAUCGGGACCGUCCUCAGAGGCACCCCUGCCCUGCCCGCCCGCCACGCUGCCAGCAGACUCCUCUCCCGUUCAGGGCCCUCGGCCCCCCGAUGCCACCUCUGGCAGCCAGGCCACGCGGGGCAGCUCAGUCUCGGAAGCAGGCAGUUGCUCCACGUCCAGCCAAAGCAUACUGUGUCUCCCCCGGCUGGGACCGGCCCUUUCAGGCCCCGUGGAGAAGGACACAAGCGCAGCCCUGAGCUCUAAGGCCUUGUCCCCGAGAAGGCCGUGGUCCCCGGGGAAAGAAGCAGGCAGCCGCUCACCACUUGCCCACAAACACCCAUUAACCAAAAGCGACUCAUCUCCCCAGCGACAUUCACCGGCCCGAGAGCCACAGGCCUCAGCCCGGAGCCCACCUGGCUCCCAGAUUGGCCCUCUCCCUUGUGGGUCUCCAAGACUUGAGCUGUCUCCUCUCAUCCCCCACUCCCUGGGAAGGGAACUGCCCCCUCGAGCGCAUCUGCCCCCCGAACAUGAGGGCACCACAGACCCAGCCACCCCCAAACACUCGCCCACCAGGAGACGGUCACCAGGCCAGGCUGAGUCACCGCCACGGUCAGUGCUGCCGGGGAAGUGGGCCUUGGCUGGGCCGGGCAGCCCCUCGGCGGGCGAGUGCGGCCCAAGCUCGGGGCUGGCCCCGCGGGCUCUCUACCGGCCCGCGCCUCUACCUCACAAGCUUCUUGGCAGAAGCCCCGAGACCUGUGCCUCCACACGGCAGAAGGCCGAGUCCCGAAGUCCCUCCUGCUCACCUGGCCCUGCUCAUCCCAUCUCCUCCCGACCCUUCUCCGCCCCCCAUGACUUCCACGGCCACAUCCCAGCCCGGACAGAGAACAUCUUCAGCCACCUCCCUCUGCACUCGCAGCACUUGGCCCGCGCCCCGUGCCCCCUGAUUCCCAUUGGCGGGAUCCAGAUGGUGCAGGCCCGGCCUGGGGCCCAACCCACCCUGCUGCCAGGGCCCACCUGGGUCAGUGGCUUCUCAGGGGGUGGCAGUGACCUGACAGGGGCCAGGGAGGCCCAGGAGCGAGGCCGCUGGAGUCCCACUGAGAGCUCGUCAGCCUCCGUGUCCCCUGUGGCUAAGGUCUCCAAGUUCACACUGUCCUCAGAGCUGGAGGGCAGGGACUACCCUAAGGAGAGGGAGAGGACGAGCGGAGGCCUGGGCAGGCCUCCUGACUGGGAGCCCCGUGCGGCUGGGGCGUCUGCGGAGCCCGCGCCCCCCCACAGCCCCCACAUCCUGCCCAAGGCCUCGCUCCGGCCACCCCAGGGCCGCCAGGCAGAGUCCUGGAGCCCCCGCGUGGAGUCAUCGCACACGUUGGCCAACCCCCCGGCCUCCGCUGCUCCUCCACUGGACUGCAGCAGUUCCGAGGCCACCGCUCGCUUCCCCGCGCGGAGGAGGAACCUCUCUGGGGAACCCAGGACCAGUCAGGGCUCCUCUGAGCCCUCAGGAAGUGGGGGGCCCGGAGCGCCCGCACACCAGCCUGCGGACAGGGGCCCCCUGAGCACCUAGCCUCUCUCCGGCAGCUUCAGCCUCUGGCUUCCGGUGUUCGGCAACAGACGCUUCCAGCCAGCUUCCUCGAGUCAUCUUGCUCCCGUGGGCUCCCCCUCCCACCUGUCCGUGCGUCCCAGCAGCCUCUGCUCAGCCCCCAUCAGUUUAUCUUCUCAUGUAUGCAGUUACCUGUGCCUUUUCUGUACCUUUUGUUGCUUGAAAAGAAACAAACAAAACAUACACACACAUAAAAAAAAAACCCACGAGGAGUUGGAGGCUGUGAAUAUUUUGUGCUUUUUCGAGAAAGGGUAUAGGUGGAGCCUCACCUCCACCCCUGGGGUCGGCAGCCACCCCGCAAGGCUGGCAAGCGGCGGCCAUUUGCUGAGGGAAAGGGGAUGCAC
Molecule: messenger RNA, 7565 nt
Organism: Pteronotus mesoamericanus
Lineage: Eukaryota; Metazoa; Chordata; Mammalia; Chiroptera; Mormoopidae
Gene: HIVEP3
Product: HIVEP zinc finger 3
Exons: 6
Coding region: 4-7185 (2393 amino acids)
Biological process (GO): regulation of transcription by RNA polymerase II
Cellular component (GO): nucleus
Molecular function (GO): DNA-binding transcription factor activity, RNA polymerase II-specific; RNA polymerase II cis-regulatory region sequence-specific DNA binding
Source: RefSeq, a predicted model, not a curated record